UCAAGUUCAGAUACGUAGUCAAAAUCAAUCGCAAAUUUUUUAUGAAUUUCUCUCCGCACUAACAGCCACAACCACAACCACAAUCAGCAACACCGACGCCAGCUCCGUUCCCACGACUGCCUCUUUUCUAAAUUUGUAUUCUCGUCCUUAAGUUUUACAUUUUUUUGUUAUUCUUACCCCUAGGUUUCCUCCGUCUCUGACCGUUCACAAAUUCACCGCCGUUGAGUUUGUUUCUGUCCGGAGAUCAUGAAGGACACCAAGUCUAAGAAGAAGAAGAGGCGCUCACGCGCCGCUGUCAAACCAACAACUAACGGUUUGCCACGUGGCGGACCGGAAGAUGAAAGUCAGAACAAAAAUGUUAGCUCGUUGACGGAGGCAUUUGAGGAUGUCUCUCUUAAAGAAGCUGACGUUGAUGCGAACAAAACGGCGGAGAUUUUGACGAUGUUGUCGGAGAAUAGUGAAGAUCCGUCGACUACGAGUUCGGUUUUUGGCGGAUCUUGGGGUUUGGAUUCAGGUUCGAGCUCGGGUUCGAGCGUGGGGUAUGUUGAGACGAGCUGUGUGCAGAACACGGUGAAGAAGGGGACGAGUAGGCAGAAGAGAGUGGUGGCGGUUACCGGAACGGUGGCGAAUGUGUUGGGGAAGGAGUACGCGAGGGCGAGUCCUAGAAAAACAGGGAAAUUCAAGGAAGUUGUUGAUGAUCGGAAUUGGCUUGAUGAACAAGAGGUGGAGCAGUUUUUGUGCUCGAUGCUUGGUAAAGAUAGCGAGUUGAGUAUGGCUGUGGUCAAAGAUGUGCUAGGUCAGUGCGGCUAUAAUGUUGAAAAGGCCUUGGAGGCAUUGCUUGCUUUAUCAGCUUCCUCCAACGAACAGUAUGGGAACUGCAAUGAUGAUUUUAACCUUAAGGAAGAUGCAACAUUUGGCAUUGGAUCUAGUGACAAUUUGACAGAAGUAUCUGAUUGCACUUCUCUCUCAUCUGAACAUGAUCUAUAUGAUAGUAUAUGGUCUGUGGGUUUUAAUUGCAGGAAUUAUUCGAAGGUUCUUACUUCUGAAGUGUCAUCUCCAACUAAGCCAAGUAGCAAGUUUGACCUCCCUCAAGAGGUGUUGGAAUCUUUGUUUAACAUCUCCAAGAGUCCUGAACAUGAACCAAACACCAUGAAUUGGAGGAAUGUAGUAAAGAAAUUGCAGUCAGUAGGACCCCGAUUUGAUGUUUGCCCUUCUGGCGUUACAGAAUCUCAGCGGGAGCUUUGUGCCAAGGGAGCUGAAUAUCAUGUGUAUAGAAAAGAUGCUAAGCAGCACUGGGAUUCAAUGAAAUCCUCCUAUCAGAAGGCCACAGCAGCGUAUUCAAAGGGGGAUUGGCAGUAUGCAGCUUAUCUUUCUGAUCAGGGGAAGUCACAGACUAAAUUAGCUCGACAGGCAGAUGAAAAGGCGACCCAGGAUAUAUUUAAAGCGAGAAAUAGGGACAUAGAAAAUGUGAUAACAAUUGAUUUGCAUGGGCAACAUGUCAAGCCAGCAAUGAAGCUAUUUAAACUUCACCUCCUUUUCGGAUCAUAUGUUCAAUCAAUUCAAACUCUGAGGGUUAUCACAGGAUGUGGCUCACAUGGUGUAGGAAAGUCAAAACUGAAACAGUCGGUCAUUAAUCUUAUAGAACAGGAAAAUUUGCGAUGGAGUGAAGAGAACCGAGGAACAGUUCUAGUAAAGCUUGACGGAUACAGAGAAUUUAGCUUUCUAGAUUCAGACAGUGAUUCUGAAUGACGACGGUGUAGUCAGAUGGGAGUAGAACUAGCGACAGGUUU
Messenger RNA from Pistacia vera, 1790 nucleotides. Its product is annotated as SMR domain-containing protein At5g58720-like. NCBI's taxonomy places the organism in Eukaryota, Viridiplantae, Streptophyta, Magnoliopsida, Sapindales, Anacardiaceae. The coding region runs from base 247 to 1749 and encodes 500 amino acids. The record is from RefSeq and is a predicted model, not a curated record. The transcript is spliced from 11 exons.